Messenger RNA from Closterium sp. NIES-67, 1956 nucleotides. The record is from the annotation of a GenBank genome assembly. NCBI's taxonomy places the organism in Eukaryota, Viridiplantae, Streptophyta, Zygnematophyceae, Desmidiales, Closteriaceae.
UUCAACUUGCAUGUGUGGUUUGAACGUGUGCAAGAAUUUGUGUGUGGUAUUUGUGAUGAUAGAUCUUGAGAAGAUCUUUCCGACGCAACAAGAAUCGCUUCAAUCGGAGCAAGAACGCGAAAGCUAUGAAGAUUCAAAGUUCAUGAGCUUGCGUUACAAUUGCGGCGGUUACAAAGUGAAGUUGUGGGGUGACUUUAUAUGGAGUUGGGACCUUUGGGGUUGGGGAAAUUUGUCACUCUACUGUAACAGCUGCAAAUUGGUUGGGAACAACCAAGCUAGGUUGGCAAGGGUGGCCAACUUGGAUGGAUUGGUUGGGAAGGGACAAAGGUCAAAGUUGGGGUUCCUAUAGGGAGGGAAUCUUUGUGCUUAUGGGGUUUCCUUGGUUGGGGACUCUCUUGGGACCUUCCCUCUCAUCCCUCUCUUCUAUCCCAACCUUUCUCUUGCUCCUUUAAUUCCUUGUGAGAUUCUUGAACUUUGAUUGAACUUUUGAGAUUGAGUUAAGUUCUCCUCCUACAGCUUACCCCCUAGUGCGUCGAAAGCCAUAGCGUCGCGAAUACUUCAUCAAUCAACAUGAUUCAAAUUGGGAACGGGCGCGGCAGAGGAAGAGGGGGUUGGAGAGGCCGAGGCCGUGGGAGAAGCUUUGGCAGAGGUAGAGGCCGAGGUGACUAUAAUGAGGGGCAUGGGAGCUCUAGUGGCAGGGGGAGUACCAGAAUGGAGGGCACCUGCUGGUACUGCAAGAAGGUCGGGCAUCCUUGGUUCAAGUGCUUCAGCAGGCCGGAGGGAUGGUCACCUCCAGGCAUGAAGCCGCCCAGUGGUGAACGCGCACAAGGUGGCGCUGUGCAAGGCUCAGGUGCACAAGGUUGCACCAGUCACAUGACCCCACGGGCAGAUUUGCUUGAUGAGGUAAAACCCCCUGGGAAGAUCAAGUAUGUGGCAGCAGCGUCAGGUGCUUUGCUCCCCGUGAUUGGUGUUGGAAAUGCCAAGGUUAAGGGAGCUAAUGGGGAGCUUGUGGGGCUUGGGAAUGUUCUGCUGGUUGAAGGCUUGUCUGCUAACCUUCUCUCUGUGCGGCGACUGCAGAAGAGCAAGGCCGAAGUGACCUUUGGACCAACCAGCUGCCGUGCUAAGCUUGGGAAGAAGGAAUGGAAGCAGCAGCAACAGAAGCUUCCAUCUACACCGCUCAUUGUGGAGGCAGAUGAGGUGCAGCAGCCUUCAAGACAGGUGGAGGUUGCAGUGUCAGAGGAGGAGAUGUCUGGGGUGACUGAGGAAGGGGGAGCAGCUGAAGUAGAGCAGCAGCAGCAGCAGCAUGAGUCUCCACCUCGAGUUCCACACCCGCCUGAGCGUCCUAGGAGGGAUGUGCGCCCUCCUGUGAGGCUGACCUAUGGGGGAAGAGGCAAGCCAAAUGUGGUGCAGGCUGGGAGAACAACACUGAGGGUGCUGUUGGCGAUAGCUGCACUCCUGGGAUGGAAGAUACGGCAGAUGGACAUUGUGACUGCCUUUCUGAAUGGGAUCAUUCUGGAGGAGGUGUACAUGAAGCAGCCAGAGGGGCUGGAUGACGGGAGCGGCAGGGAGGUAGUGGGUGAGAGUGACAGGAAGCUGUUUCAUUCGAUGGUUGGGUCGCUGAAUUAUGCUGCAAAUCAUACACGGCCUGACAUUGCAUUUGCUACAUCACGAUUGGCUAAUUCUUGAACUUUGAUUGAACUUUUUGAGAUUGAGUUAAGUUCUCCUCCUACAGCUUACCCCCUAAUGCGUCGAAAGCCAUAGCGUCGCGAAUACUUCAUCAAUCAACAUGAUUCAAAUUGGGAACGGUAGCUGAGAUCAAGAGCUACAACAUAUCCAAGUUUCGCGACAUUCCAACGGCUAGUUUUCUGUCGACGUCGUUUCUUGUGAAGACGACUUUUCUGUCCAGAAUUUCGGAUUUAUAUUUUGAGUAAUUCUAGCUCCUAAGUUCACCUAGAC